AUGGCCCUGUCGUCGCUACAUCGCAUGACGAUUAUCAAUGGAGCGUCGACUCAAUUCAUCCCUGAGACUAUGGUUGCAAACCUCAUGUCUCUCAGUCUCCAAAGGCUACGGCAGGAGCUGCAAGAAACCAGGAACCUCGAGGCUAGACUUGCCCUGCUACACACAAUCAAGACAUUGUGUACAUGUGAGAUCUAUUCUGGCAAAGCUGAUACUGCUUGGCGCAUUCAUGUGGAGGGCGCAAAAGCUCUCAUUGAGUCAACUGCGAAGCAUUUCGCCAAAGAAUUCGCCACAACAGACGCCGCCGGGAACAAGCUACAACGGCAACAGGACUGGCUUACUUCUAGGUGGUAUUUCUCUGUCGAAGCUCUGGCUGCAUUGACGCGGCGUGGUCUGUCCCGCGGUCAAGUUGAUAUAAAAUCAGACCAUAUGCAAGGUCCAAGGGCCCUGAUAUGCCACAAUACUCGGAUUCAGGAACACUGCUGUCUAGAUCUCUAUGCGGGGUAUUCUUCCGAUCUCAAUACUGCUUUCAAGGAAAUUGGCGCCAUUGCAUGGGAGCGCGAGCGGCUGGAGGACUGUAAGGCAGCAAGGACACACCAAUGGGAGGACACUGACACGGCUAGCUCAGAUGAGACAACAGCUGUCGCACCAGAUGUCAUCGCACAAACAUUACCUAUGACGGCAGAAUCCAUGAGCCAACAUACUACGAUUCUGUCCGAAAUAGACAUCGAGCGGGAAGCAUUCUGGCUCGAGCAAUCGAUUCGAUCAAUGAUUAGCCGGGAUCGUGAAGGUCUCAAGAUUCCCACUGAUGUCACCUUGAGCGAAGCCGAGAUUCGACAGUUCAGCGCUUGCAACCAAGCAUAUCAGUAUUCGGCACUGAUCCAUAUUUAUCGGAGGGUAAGACGAUUGAGACAAGACUCAAUUGAAGUCCAAGAAUGUGUUCGGAAAAUCAUCAGCGCCGUGAUCGGUAUAUUGCCAGUUGUCGAGUUGAGCCCGUGGGCAUUGUUGACGACACCACUAUUUACUGCAGGGUGA
Molecule: messenger RNA, 1032 nt
Organism: Capronia coronata CBS 617.96
Lineage: Eukaryota; Fungi; Ascomycota; Eurotiomycetes; Chaetothyriales; Herpotrichiellaceae
Exons: 1
Coding region: 1-1032 (343 amino acids)
Biological process (GO): positive regulation of transcription by RNA polymerase II
Cellular component (GO): nucleus
Molecular function (GO): transcription cis-regulatory region binding; DNA-binding transcription factor activity
Source: RefSeq, a predicted model, not a curated record